UUUGAACGCAGGACACGGAGUGGAUCAUACACACUCACACACACAUACACACUUGGACACACGGGAGUACCAGCGCGCGGAGCGGGACGGACGGACAGAGGGGGAGAACUGCACCUGUCCCACACACACACACACUCCUCAGACACACUCAUAGAGAGGAUCCGACCGGUCGUCCCUAUGUGUGGAUGGGACCAAAGUUACACGGCGACCUCUCAUAGCUCGGCCAUGUUGACCAGUGAGGGGGCGCACACCAUGGAGCAGGACGACACACACCAUGGAGCCAAGAUGGCCUCCACCGCCACCAGCGGCGGCUCAGACAGAGCCGAGACGACAACAGGCACGGAUGUGGACAUGGAGACGGCGGUGGACGUGGAGGAGGCAGACAUGACCCGGUGGACGGAGGCUGAGUUCGAGGAGAAGUGCACGUACAUCGUCAAAGACACGGCGUGGGAGGCGGGGCCAGACAGUGACAUCAUGACGACAACCAGAGCUGAGGCGUCGCUGCCCCGGAACCUGGCGUUCAAACACCCGGCUGACAGCAAAGAGGUGGUCGGCGUGUGCAGCAGGGAGUACAUCCCCAAAGGAACUCGCUUUGGUCCCCUGGUGGGUGAGAUCUACACGGCCGACAGCGUCCCCAAAGAUGCCAACCGCAAGUACUUUUGGAGAAUCUACGAAGGCAGGGAGUUCCAUCACUUCGUCGACGGCCUGGACGAGACUCGCUCUAAUUGGAUGCGGUACGUGAACCCGGCACACUCGGUGGCGGAGCAGAACUUGGCAGCAUGUCAGAACGGCAUGGAAAUUUACUUCUACACGGUGAAGCCCGUCCCAGCCGGCGCUGAGCUGCUUGUCUGGUAUUGCCACGACUUCGCCCGACGUCUCCACUACCCGCCGUCCGGAGAGCUGAUGAUGCAGAAACUCAAGAAGUCCCUCCUGGAGGUGAAGCAGCAGCAGGUGAGCAGCGAGGAGGUCGAUGCCUCCAGUCCGUCCCCGGUCGCAGUGACCCCCACCCCGCCCAGGAGGGAACACAGCGUCCUGUCCAUUCUGCGCGGGACCAACAGCACCUCCUCCUCCUCCUCGGUAAAGACGGAGCCCAGCCGGCCGCUUCCCACCCGCCCACGCUGCGCCGACAGUCCUGAGCGCCCCCUGUACCCUCGUGCCCUCUACCCGGCUCUCCGGCCCCACCCCCACAUCCCUGAAGACUUCCUCGGCCACAAACCUCUCGGUUACCCCACAACUCGUUCCCCUGGCAACCAGUCUUCAGCCACGCCCAGCCCAUCGGCGAGGAGCAGCCCGGACAGCAGCCCUCAGGGGAGCCCCCCAGCUUCCUUUUACCCGGCCGGACUGGGUUCUUACCCCGGUUACUCCCCACCGCCGACCCCCCCCCCCUCCUCCUUCUACCCUCCAGGAGCUUCUUACUCACGAUACCUCCUGCCCCAUCACUACCCUCUGCCCGGCGGCGGCGUCCCCACUGUGGGAGGAAUCUUCCCCAGGAUGUACCCCCUCUACAGCAGCCUGCUGCCCCCUCACGUGCCCCUCUUGCCCUCCGACACAGCAGGGAGGCGUUUUCUGAUGCCUGACCACGUCCAGCCCGCCUCCAUCUCUGCCCACAGAGACUUCCUCCUCCCCAGACCCACCAGCGCCUUCACAGCCGCCACGUCUCUAAAGGAAAAAUCAGGGCCGCACCACCCUUACCCCGGGCACCCACACAGACCUGCCCCCUCCAGCGGCUCCCCAACAGCAGGUACAGCACCCCCCAAUGAGCGUGUGCCCACCAAGCCUACCUCAGCCAUGCUUGGCAACACCAGCGAGCAUUGCUCCGACGAGGAGGCCAUGAACCUGACCAAGGUGAAGCGUGGCCCGGGCUCGGCAGGCUACAAGGCGCUGCCAUACCCGCUGAAGAAGCAGAACGGCAAAAUCAAGUACGAGUGCAACGUGUGCAGCAAGACCUUCGGACAGCUGUCGAACCUGAAGGUCCAUCUCCGUGUCCACAGUGGAGAGAGACCCUUCAAAUGCCAGACGUGUAACAAAGGCUUCACUCAGCUGGCUCACCUGCAGAAGCACUUCCUGGUCCACACCGGCGAGAAGCCUCAUGAGUGCCAGGUUUGUCAUAAGCGCUUCAGCAGCACCAGCAACCUGAAAACUCACCUGCGCCUCCACUCAGGUGAAAAGCCGUACCACUGCAAACUCUGCCCAGCCAAGUUCACCCAGUUUGUCCACCUCAAGCUCCACAAGCGCCUGCACUCCCGCGAACGUCCACACAAAUGCCCCCACUGCCACCGCCACUACAUCCACCUGUGCAGCCUGCGGCUCCACCUGAAGGGCUACUGCCCUGCUGUGUCCAGCCAGGCAGCCCUGGACGACGUGCACCGCGCCAAUGAGGAGAUCGAGCGCUUUGACAUCAGCGAGCACGCCGAGCGGUUGGAGCAGCUGCAGGGCGGGGUGGAGGUGGAGGCCAUGCUGGAGAAGCAGGUUUUGGGGAUGCUGUGGAGAGAGGCCGACCUCAAGUCCUCCCAUUUUCAUCCUCACCACAAGGGCGGUGCCAGCGAGCUUCUGUCCGCAGGUUAUGGUGCGUACGAGUCCCCGAAUGAGACGUCAGUCAUCAAGAUGCGGCACAGCAGCCCCAUCCCGCCACUUCCUGCCAACGUCACCGUCAAGCAGGAGUCAGAGGAUCACGCAUGAGUGACCUCUAAGGACAUAGAGUCAGGACUGCGCCACUCAGCUGUAAAUAAGAAAUUCUUCUUCCUGGCUGUCGUUACGAGUGACAUCGUGAUUUCACCAGGUUUAUCAGGGACUCGCGAACUCAGGGCUCAAGAGACACUGUCCCAUGACUACUUAGUGGUUUUAUUAUACUUAGAGACAAUCAUCUACCCAGGAUUUACCUUUAAUGUAAUUAUUAUAAUGCUAUUAUCAUUAUUGUCAAUGUAUUAUUUGGUCUCUAUUUUCAAAUGUCUUUGUUUUGUUUUUUUGAUCAAUUAGUUGUUAUAUAACCUCCUUAAUUUAUUAUUCUUUUUAUUUGUUGUCUUCAGAAGCAAUAAGUGGAAUGGAUGGUUACACUGACGGGGGGGAAAUCAAUGUUUUGUUUUUCUCUGUGGCCAUUUCUCUGUAGAUAGUCACUCUGUCUGCCGAUAUCCGUCCGUCACUGCGACCUCUGACCUUUACAACCAGGGGCGUCCGCUCUUCAGGGUUUUAUCUAUUUAAUUUUGAAACCAAUAUAGUAGGUUCAAAAAGGGUUUGAAUAACUUGCCAAAGUGCGGCACAUAAAUUUAUUAAUUUAGCAGCUUUUUUUCUGUGCGAUCGCUUCCCGAACGUUCGUCUGUGUCCUUUCACUUAAUUUAAUUUGAAACAAAAAAGGGCAUUUUUUUUUUUUUUUGUAUAUUUUUCACAACGGUUACCUCAGUGUGCAUGUGGCGAUGCGAGUGUGUGAGUGUGAGUGUGUGUGUGUGUGUGUGUGUUUAAAGGGACAGCUAAAGGUGGGAGCUUUCUAUUUAUUUAUGCUACUUGAAGAAGAAGAAGAAGAAGAAACCAAACUGAACUGGAGUGCAGCUCUUCGUGUGGUCCAAAGGAGCGGCGCCGCCCGCUUGACAUGUAGCACAUAAUGGACUCGGGAGGCCGGCCUGCUGCCCCCUCCCCCUUCGUCCCUCCUUUUGUUUUUAUUUUUCUACAACACUGUCAAUACCCUAAAGGGAACGUGAAUCUCCUCUGAUUUCAGGAUUCACACUUGACGCUAGAAACCAAAGUUCACUUGGCUUUAAUUUCAAAUGCACACCAAAAAAAAAAAAAAAAAAACAGGAGAAAAAGAAACCAAGGGAAGAAGGACUCGAGGAAUCAAAUCGCUGAAGAAGGGAAGACGUAUUGUGUGUAUUUGAUGAAGUGUUCACUCUUUCGCUGUUUUGUAGAUGUUUUUUUUUUGUUGUUGUUUGUUAAUAUUUUUGGUUGAGAAGCCCCUUUUUUAACCCCACCCGUCCGCCACCUUGUUGAACUGGCAUACACCAAAGCACCUCGGCCUUCUUUUAUGCACUGGCCCCCUCCUCCAACUUUAUAACUUCAGUGCCGAUGCUUGCACCAUUUACACUGUGGACAAUAUCACUGAAACUGGUCAGAAUGGCAUUAAGAUUCAGCUUAAUGUCACUAUAGCAACUGUGACUUUUGCAGCAGUUGUACAUCAACAAUCUCUGUUUCUCUCUGUUUCUUCUCUGUUUCGUGUCUUUCUGUCUUACUAAUGUUUGACCAAAGCGUCUCUCUCUCUGAUCAGAGCUUUAACUCCAGAGGAGGAUCCCCCUAAAGGACUGUCUCUGUUUACAUUCUGGUUUACAUUGUUAUUUAUGUGCAAAAUUGUCAAAAAGUGUAAAUUAUGAUAUAAAUGUUCACUGCUCUAAUCUAAA
Molecule: messenger RNA, 4382 nt
Organism: Plectropomus leopardus (leopard coralgrouper)
Lineage: Eukaryota; Metazoa; Chordata; Actinopteri; Perciformes; Serranidae
Gene: prdm1a
Product: PR domain containing 1a, with ZNF domain
Biological process (GO): cell fate commitment; regulation of transcription by RNA polymerase II
Cellular component (GO): cytoplasm; nucleus
Molecular function (GO): protein binding; RNA polymerase II cis-regulatory region sequence-specific DNA binding; DNA-binding transcription repressor activity, RNA polymerase II-specific
Source: RefSeq, a predicted model, not a curated record